Messenger RNA from Gaeumannomyces tritici R3-111a-1, 1083 nucleotides. RefSeq lists its product as hypothetical. The transcript has a single exon. Lineage: Eukaryota; Fungi; Ascomycota; Sordariomycetes; Magnaporthales; Magnaporthaceae. The record is from RefSeq and is a predicted model, not a curated record. The coding region runs from base 268 to 768 and encodes 166 amino acids.
GUGGUGGCCGCCGUCAUGGCAGGCCUAGGGUUAGAAUAAAGAGUUCGAGAUCGCCUCGCUUUUGUCUUUGGGUUUGCAACCUCUGUCCUUCAUCUCACUUUCCACCAUAACGAACAAGGCCAUUCCCUUCCUUUCCUCUCGCUUUCGGUUCAUUCUUCCAGGCAGCUGCGCUGUCCCCGUUUUUGUGUUUUACGCAUUUAAUCCCCGUUGACUUUUUGCUGUCUAUCUUCCGUCGAGAACGACCACCACCAAACCCAAACUAGCCAAAUGAAGUUCACUCUCUUUGCUGCCAUCGGCCUUGCCGUCACCGCCACCGCCGCCCCGCUCGACAGGCGCGCCGUCUUCUCCGCCAAGACGUACAACCAGCUCUCCAUCAGCGGCGGGCGCGCCGGCAACGCAAAGGCCGAGGCGCUCGCCAAGCUGGCCGGCCUGCCCGCGGACCUCAAGGCGGUCGAGCGCGCGGACCUGACCUUCCUCGACUCGGUCAACAAGAUCGCCAACCAGGCCGAGACGGGCGCCUUCAACCCGGCCAUCGCGGCCGCGUCGGGCGCCGCCAAGGACGCGCUCGACAACGGCAAGACCAAGAACAAGGUCCUCAAGCUGACCGCCACCAUCCUCAAGCUCCAGGCCCAGCAGGCCAAGGGCGAGAACGUGGCCGCUAAGCUGGCCGAGGAGCAGAAGAAGCUGGACAACAACAUCGCAAAGGACGUCGCCGCCGCCGGCAAGGCGUCGACGGCGCUGCAGUUCACUGCUAGCACGUCCAAGUAAGGAGGGUUUCGUCUGUACGGCCAGCCAGCCAACGAGCGCGAGGGCGCCAAUGGAUGCAACACGAUGUUUCACGGGAUUUUCUUUCGGAUGUAUCAAACACAAACACUAGCCGAUUUUGAGAGGAGAGUCUGGUUACUUAAUGGGUAAAAUGCCUUGUUUAAUUAUGCGGAAAUGGGGGCAGUGAGGGCAACCACAAUUGUUGGCGCGUUAGCUUUGGUCUAUGCUCUACGACAAUAAAAAUCGAGAAAAAAAUUCCCGAAAAAUCCCGCCUUCCCGGACCAGCAUUGCAGCCGAGCAACAAAACUAAUCCCUUAG